GGCAGGAGUCCGGGCUGAGCCCGUCUUCGGAGCGCGGCCCCGGGCCCGGCCGUGCGCCCCCCGGCCGUGCCGCUGGGUGAACCCUGGCCCCUUUGCUCAGCCCACAUCAGGCACUCCCAGGGUACCGAGAUGGGUGGAUCCGUGGGACAGCAGCCCUGGGUCGUAGCAGCAACAGGCCUGCAGCCAGGCCCGCUAACACGAGGAUGGGACUGCAACGUGUCAGCUGGAGCAAAGCCUAAUCUCCCAGCCCAGGGCCCCGUGCCAGGAGGCUCCCAAAGAGGGGGACCAAGAUGCGGUGAGGUGUAGAGCAGAGAAAAUUCCCCCAGAACUGUCCUGCCCUCAGCACAUCUGGGGUGGGCAGGGCAACAUCCACUCCUGCCCAGGGUGCUUCCUCUGUGUGGAGCCUUGUUGGACACCAGCGUUCUGCAGCUUCCGCGCUCCAGGGAGGCGUCCAGUCGAGGUCCUGGGUGCUCAGCGCCGGUGAAGUCCUGUGGCACUCUUGGACUGGUGAGCGGGCAGAGGUGACAAGGGAAGGCUGGAAGGUGCUGCUGGGUCUGGGGUCGGGCCCCUGGAACGAGGGCUCGAUGUCGGAAGCUGUGGCCGGCCGGGGAGACAUGAAGCCAGAAGAGGGCGGCAGCGAGCCGGGAACGAGCCAGGAGCUGCUGCAGAGACUGCGGGAGCUGGAGGCGGAGAACUCGGCCCUGGCUCAGGCCAAUGAGAACCAGAGGGAGACCUACGAGCGCUGCCUGGACGAGGUUGCCAACCAUGUGGUGCAGGCUCUGCUCAACCAGAAGGACCUGCGCCAGGAGUGCCUCAAGCUGAAGAAGAGGGUCUUUGACCUGGAGCGACAGAACCAGACCCUGAGCGACCUCUUCCAGCAAAAGCUGCAGCUGACGACCGGCUCGCUGCCCCAGCUGGCCCUGCACCCGGUGCCUGCGCUGUGCAGCCCCCCGGCCAGUCUUCAGUUGGGCUCGGUGGAGAAGCUGGCCCCCUCGCUGCCCCUGGGAAGCUGCGCCCUGCCGAGGGAGGUGGGGUACGGAGGGCUGCGGGCAGGCAGCCCCGGCUUCCAGUCCAUGGAGGCGCUGUCUCCGUUCUUCAAGAAGAAAGCCCAGAUCCUGGAGGUGCUGCGGAAGCUGGAGGAGACGGACCCCCUGCUGUGCCCCCCACCCUGCCAGCUGUCUCCCUGGAGGGACCCCAGCCACUCCCCUCCCGAGCCCGGCUCCCACAAAUUCCAGCCAGUCCCAGCAGACAGCCAGAGCCAGCCGGAGUCACCGGUGAAUGGGGAAGGCCCCCCAGUCGAGCCCCUGGCCACCACCCGCGAGCUGUGGCCGUCCUGCCUGCUGCGAGCACAGCAUGGCCUGGAGGAAGCGCUGAAGUGGAAGAGCGAGGAGCGGGGGGGCCUGGAGGCAGAGGGGGGGCGCCCCCAGCUGCUCCCCCCACUGUGCUGCCAGCAGAAGAGCGAGGGCAGCUCCUCCUCCUCCUCCGAUGAGCUGGGGGAGCUGGGGGAGCCGGGUCCCGUGGAGAAGGGCCCCCCGGGUGAGGCCCCGCUGAGCACCCUGGCUGAAACGAAGCUGGACCUGGGCUUGCUGCUGGAGGAGACGGAGUGCUACCUGCAGCACUUCCUGACCGGGGGCUGCCCGCUCAACGGGGAGCCAGCCGCUGCCUACCAGCUGGAGGGGUCCCCAGGGGCGCUGGGCCCCAAGCCAGGGGUGCUGGGCAAAGCCUUGAGCCGGGACAUGCUCACCAGCCUCUCGGUCUUGGGCAAGUACGAGCCCAUGAAGCCAGCGUCGGGCCCGGCCCAGGGCAGCGCAGACAAGCCGGCUUUCGGCACAGCUGCCGGCGGCCAGGACCUGGGGCCCUUCCCGGAGCCGGCCCUGGAGCGCCAGGCCUACAUCAGCAUCUGCCUCUCCGGAGACGAGCCCCCCAAGAAGAGUGCCACGGGCUUUGCCCAGAUCUCGGCUCAGGGCAAGCCCAAGCUGCAGCUGGGCCCCCCGUCGCCGGGCAGUGGGGCACUUCCCCUGCCCUCCCCCUCCAAGAUGCUUAAGUUCCUGAAGAUGCCCACGCCUGGGGAGAAGCCCCAGGGCCCCAACCCUCUGCGCCUGAGCCCCCAGCUCACCCGCAGCUCCAAGAUCCCCUGCCGCAGCAACAACUACGAGGCGUGCCCCUCGCCUGUGCUCAGCCGCAGGGCCUCCCCCGAGGGGCCCGCGGCACCUGCCUGCCCCCUGCCCCCUGGGGCCAGCGGUCAGGCCUCCCCCAAGGCUGGCAGGCACCUGGCCCCUGGGACAGCAGAGGCCGCCGUGCACUCCCCAGAGCCCUUCGGCCAUGGCUCCCCGAAGGCCCAUGACUACGAGAAUGUCUCGGAGCUGUCGGUGGGUGGCCUGGCCUCCCUGCUGGAGCGGCCCAAGGGCUCCCGCUCCACCCCGUUGCGAGGUGCCAGGCCAGACGCCCCCCACUGCCCGCCUGAGCUGUGCCCCUACGCCCCUGCCAAGGAGGGCCGGGAGCAGGGCUCUGAGUCCCCACCGCCUGCCCGCAGGAAUGCCGGGGGCUCCGCCGGGCCCAGGAGGCCUGGGAACAGCACUGGGAAGAAGCAGCCGGAGCUGGGACACCUGCCCUUUAAGGAGCGUCUGUCGGCGCUAGGGAAGCUGAAGGGUGCCAAGGCAGGGGAGCGGAAGGAGGCGCUGGGCCCAGAGAAGAACGGCUGCCCCGGGAAGGCCAGGGCACCAGGCCGGCCCUGCGAGGAGGCGCUGGAGACCAGGGCACAGCCCCAGCCGGGCACGGGCGGCAGCCUCAAACACCAGGAGCAGUGCCAUGGCGGGGAGCCCGCCGGGCGGUGCUACUCCUCUGGCUCGGUGGGCUCCCGGCUGGAGGCCGAGACCUGUUCCUCGAAGCACUACGCCGCCAAAGCCCGCCAGCCGGGGGCGCUGUGCCCAGCGGGGACCCCCCUGGGCCCCAGGAACUCCCCCAAAGCCCCUCCGGUGCCCCCCACCAAGAGUGCCAAGAGCCCCCAUGGGAGCCCCACCAAGCUGCCCUCCAAAUCGCCCACCAAGGCACCGGCCAAGGCUGGGGCUCCCCGCCCACCUGCCGAAGAGCCAAAGCCCACUGGCCCCAAGCUUCCCCCCACGCCACCGCCUGGCGCGGGCCGCAAGCCCCCCGACUGUGCCCAGGCCCCGCCCCUGCCCAGCCGAGCUCUGCCCGCGGCCGGCGCCGGGCUGCACUCGGCCAUCGAGGAGAAGGUGAUGAAGGGCAUCGAGGAGAACGUGCUGCGCCGGCAGGGCCAGGGCAAGGGGCCGGUGGGCGAGGGGAAGCCGAAGAACUCCAGCGGCAUCGCCAGCUGGUUCGGGCUGCGCCGGAGCAAGCUGCCCGCCCCGAGCCGGCGGCCCGAGGGGCUCCCGGCCAAGGGGGAGCGGAAGCAGGGGGGCGGGGGCGGGGAGGGGAAGGUGGCGGCCGGCAAGCUGGAGGCGGAGAGCCUCAACAUCUCCAGGCUGAUGGAGAAGGCGGAGGAGCUGCGCAGGGCGCUGGAGGCGGAGAAGGCCUACAUCAACGGGCUGGCGCUGGAGAAGGGCCGGCCCCACACCUGCGGCAUCCUCGUGGGGCAGACGCAGAACCAGCUCCAGGUCAUGUACCAGGAGGUGGCGGCCGAAAACUUCAUGCAGCAGCUGCUGAACAGGGUGGACGGGAAGGAAGCCUACGAGAGCCGGCUGGAGCAGAAGAGGGAGCUCCGGGAUUUCCAGAGGGUCUCACACGACACCAAAGACCCCAGGCUCUUCCGGCCCCCACGGAACGGCAUUGUCGGUGACCUGCGGAGCUGCGAGGAGACUCCCAAGAAGAGCCCAGACUCGAAGCUCCGGGAGGAAAUCCCAUCGGACGACAGCCUGGCCGAGUCCGUGAACUCCCAGCACUUCACAGCAUGUGGCUCUCUGACUCGGACCCUGGACAGCGGCAUCGGCACCUUCCCUCCCCCCGACUACUGCAGUGGGGCUCCCAGUAAAAACCUCCCCAAGCUGAAACCCAGCCUGGACCCGCUGCCCAGCCUGGACCCGGGGCAGCCCCCUGGCAGCACCAGAGUCCCCCGCAAAGCCCGCACGCUGGAGAGGGAGGUGCCCAGCGUGGAGGAUGUUCUGGCGCCUGGCAAGCACCAAAGCAUGCCCGCGUUCCACGGUGUGCUGGCCAGCGCCGAGCCACCCCCGAGCCUCCGCGGCCACAGAGUCUGCCCCGAAGACCCCUGCAUGGAAACCGGCCGAGCGCGGCGAGUCCAGCCAAGCAAGAACUGGACCUUCCCCAACUCCAAGGCUUGCGGUGGCUCCGCGGACCCCUUCCUGUGCACGGCCCAGGACCUGGAGGGGCUGCAUGGGCUGGCUGGGAGCUCCGCGCACAGCACCGCAGAGAGGAAACGAGCCUCCUCGGAUGUGCCCCGCCUGCCGCCCCCCUCCUCACGGGCGUUCAGUGCCAGCCGGACACCCAGUGCCUCUGACGUGGGCGAGGAAGGCAGCACAGAGCUGAGGUCCAGGGACACGGGGCAGGGCCAGGUGGGCCUGGAGAACUCAGAGUCGCUCAGUGACUCUCUGUAUGACAGCCUCUCCUCCUGCGGGAGCCAAGGUUAAAGGGGGGCUGAUCUCAGGGUGCCCCUGGAGCCCCCCUUCUCGGGGGCGGGAUCAUCCGGUGCUGGAGCAGGAAGGCACUGGCUGGGAGCCCCCCUGUCCUUCCCCCGACCCCUCAAGAGCCCGAGGCACUUGGCACUAGGGCCCUUCAGAGCCCAUUACUGGCACCGGGGGCCGCAGAAUCCUGCCACUGUCUCAAACCAAGUCCUCCUCCCCCUCAACAGAGGAGCCACAGCCAAGGGCCACCACCACAUCUUCCACCCCGGACCUCUUUCCAAGCAGCCGCCUUGCCCUGGACGCAGCCCCCAGCUAUUGGGGUGCUGGGAGGGGCUGGGCAACAAACAAAUCCGCUGGGCCUGGCACCGCCUGCUGCCUGCCCAGGCUUAUCCCCAGAGGCUGGUGCAGGCGCCUGGCAUCGCAGGGCCUGUCUGCGCUGUCAUCUCAUCUCCAGGGACGUCUGCAUGGAGCCAGGCUCCCGUGCCGCCGUCCCCACCUCCAAACCCCCUCCCCGUGCGGGUCAGGAGUGGGUUCCCUGGGGCGCCUGGGGAUCGCCUGCCCGGAUUGGACCAGGGCCCCUCUCGUACAGUCUUCACCAGGGCUCAGAACCAGCCGCUGCUGAGGAAGGUGUAAGAUGCCCUGCGGUGGGCGAUUCUGGAGUAAGUUGCCAGUGGGGCGGGGAGGGGUCUCUCCUGUUGUCUAGGGCCAGACCAAUCUGUACAGCAGGGGGUGCUUUGCCCUUCUCAGGUAACUGGGUGGUCUCUUGUUCUUAGCUGCAUUGAAUGUCCAAUCCCCUUUUAACGCCUACUUUCCUACUACACCUCAACCUCUUGUGGCAGAGAGUUCCACAGGCUCGUUAUGGGGGAGGGGGAGAUUUGCUUUCCUCUGAUGCACCAGCUAUUGGCCUGUGCUGGAGGAAGGUGGGCGCAGCUGAGCAGAGUGAGUUGAUGCUGUAGAAACCAGGAGUCCUAAGCCCCUGCAACCCUCCGCCCCCGGGGUGUAAAGAGGGCUGUGAGUGGCUAGAGCGCAGGUGUUUUUAGCCGUCCCGAGUUACUGGAGUCAUGAAAUGGAACCGUGUCUCCCUCUCUCAGCAGCUCCCCUUGCUGUGCUCCCAGACCCCUCUGUCCCCUCAGCACCAGGCUGGGGUGCAGGGGCACCUCGCAGUGGUUCCCCCCCUCACCUACUAGCCAGCGCUCUUAGCCCAGCCCUGCCUACUCCCUGGCAUGGCUGCUCCUCUCUCCACUGGUGCUGGGGGGCAGACCCAUGAGCUGACCCCAGCUGGGUCCUGGAGCUGCCGUGGGGCCAGGUCGGGUGCUCCCGGCCUUUGUCUUGUGUGUGGGUCAGGGUUGCCCUUGGCUCCCGGUCCCGCUGCCUCCCCUGGCCAUGUGCCCCUUGCCUGGCUCUCUCCAAUGGUGCUAUUGCCUGUGUACAGACCCCCCCUUCCCCAGCCCCACUUCCCUUUCUCGCCUUCCAGUUGGGUUUUUUAUUCAAUGAUGCCACCCUCCCACUUUGUUUUAUUUAUAUAAGUUAUUGUGAAUCCAGCUGUUUAUUGUCUGCCUUGGUCUCCCUUCAAACAGCCAAUAAAAGGUUAAGAGCUGGCCUGGA
Messenger RNA from Dermochelys coriacea (leatherback sea turtle), 6200 nucleotides. RefSeq names its product NCK associated protein 5 like (gene NCKAP5L). Gene Ontology annotation, biological process: microtubule depolymerization; microtubule bundle formation. NCBI's taxonomy places the organism in Eukaryota, Metazoa, Chordata, Testudines, Dermochelyidae. The record is from RefSeq and is a predicted model, not a curated record. The coding region runs from base 585 to 4601 and encodes 1338 amino acids. The transcript is spliced from 15 exons. Gene Ontology annotation, cellular component: microtubule plus-end.